Messenger RNA from Staurois parvus, 549 nucleotides. NCBI's taxonomy places the organism in Eukaryota, Metazoa, Chordata, Amphibia, Anura, Ranidae. The record is from the annotation of a GenBank genome assembly.
CUCGGUCCAGCGCUGUACAGUCUUCCCGCGCCGGCAUCUUUAGUGUCCACAGUCUCUGGUCAUCUCUUGUACUGUCUGCAAACUCUUGGUCAUCCCCUGUACUGUCUGCAAUCUCUUGGUCAUCCCUGUACUGUCUGCAGUCUCUUGUUAUCCCUGUACUGUCUGCAGUCUCUGGUCAUCCUUGUACUGUCUGCAGUCUCUGGUCAUCUCCUGUACUGUGUCCGCAGUCUCUGGUCAUCUCCUGUACUGUGUCCGCAGUCUCUGGUCAUCUCCUGUACUGUGUCCGCAGUCUCUGGUCAUUUCCUGUAUGUGUCCGCAGUCUCUGGUCAUUUCCUGUAUUACUGUCUGCAGUCUCUGGUCAUCCCUGUACUGUCUGCAGUCUCUGGUCAUCUCCUGUACUGUGUCCGCAGUCUCUGGUCAUUUCCUGUACUGUGUCCGCAGUCUCUGGUCAUUUCCUGUACUAUGUCCGCAGUCUCUGGUCAUUUCCUGUAUUAUGUCCGCAGUCUCUGGUCAUUUCCUGUACUGUCUGCAGUCUCUGGUCAUCUCCUG